GAGUAUCAGAUGCUCCCUCGGUUCAGUUUCUAUGCGGAAAGAAAGGUAAAAGCAGCGAAGACGAUCCCACUUCUCAUUCUCCAUUUCCAAAUCAUCUGCAGAAUUCCAUGGAAGUAUCUUCAAAUCUCCCUUCUCUUCCCGAAGAGAAUUCCCAAGAAUCCAAAGAUCUCUCUUCGUUUCCUGCAGUCCCCGAUCGUCCUGCUACUCAGAGUUCAUUGCAGAAAUACUCACCACUAGACUGGAAAGGCUAUUUUGAUCAAGAGGAAGAUGUUACAAUUGCAGGAUCAAAUGAUGUCUUUCACGUAUACACGGCAGGAUCUCAAGGACCAGUUGUAUUUUGUCUACAUGGAGGCGGUUAUUCAGGGCUUUCAUUUGCAUUGGCAGCAAGUAAAAUUAAGGAGAAGGCUCGCGUAGUAGCCAUGGACCUGAGAGGACAUGGAAAGUCAUCUACAGACAAUGAUGUUGACCUAUCUAUAGAGACAUUAUGUGAUGAUGUUUUGGCUGUUUUGAAGACAAUGUAUGGGGAUUCUCCACCUGCAAUUGUGCUUGUCGGCCACAGCAUGGGAGGUUCAAUUGCUGUGCAUGCGGCCGCAAAGAAAGUGAUACAAAGCUUAGCUGGUCUGAUUGUCGUCGACGUUGUAGAGGGAACUGCCAUGGCUUCAUUGAUUCAUAUGCAGAAAAUCCUAUCAAGCAGAAUGCAAUAUUUUCACACCAUUGAAAAGGCAAUUGAAUGGAGCGUCAAAGGAGGCUCCUUAAGGAAUGUUGAGUCUGCCCGUCUAUCUGUUCCAUCGACACUAAGCUAUAAUGAUUUGAAGAAGUGUUACACUUACCGCACACCUUUGGAAGAAACAGAAAGAUAUUGGAAAGGCUGGUAUGAAGGCCUUUCAGAAAUGUUUCUAUCGUGUCCAGUACCAAAACUAUUAUUAUUAGCAGGAACGGACAGAUUGGACAGAUCUCUAACAAUUGGUCAAAUGCAAGGCAAGUUUCAAAUGGUGGUUGUCCGUCACACUGGACAUGCCAUACAGGAAGACGUACCGGAUGAAUUUGCUUCUCUUGUGCUCAAUUUUAUUUCUCGUAAUCGCAUUGGCCCUCAUGGUGUUGAGAUUCCAGGUAUUCGUCAACCACCGCAGCAAUGAGAAUAGUGCCGGAUCAUCAACAAGGCAGGUUUUGGUGACAGGGAUAUAUGUAUGACAAGGGCCAGAAUGAGUCAAGAAGGACCAAUUUACCACUGCAUAUUUCAUCAUAGGCACCUGAUAACUGUUUAAUGGAACUUGCUAUGUAAGAAUUUAAGGCUGGAUACAUUCUGUCCUUUCAAAUUUCUUGUUCUUUGAACAAUGAGCAUCUGGGUUGGGCUGUGGAAGAAUCCAGUCUUGCGGGGUUGGGUGUUCACCCGUCUUGGCAAGUGGUUUCCUUCAUGGGUUCUACUUGGUGUGUAUCCUUUUCUCUUA
Messenger RNA from Magnolia sinica, 1448 nucleotides. RefSeq lists its product as uncharacterized. The coding region runs from base 108 to 1136 and encodes 342 amino acids. Gene Ontology annotation, biological process: protein demethylation. The transcript has 13 exons. The record is from RefSeq and is a predicted model, not a curated record. Lineage: Eukaryota; Viridiplantae; Streptophyta; Magnoliopsida; Magnoliales; Magnoliaceae. Gene Ontology annotation, molecular function: protein methylesterase activity.